Messenger RNA from Betta splendens (Siamese fighting fish), 6614 nucleotides. RefSeq names its product Rho guanine nucleotide exchange factor (GEF) 10-like a (gene arhgef10la). The transcript is spliced from 27 exons. Gene Ontology annotation, biological process: positive regulation of stress fiber assembly; SREBP signaling pathway; actin cytoskeleton organization. NCBI's taxonomy places the organism in Eukaryota, Metazoa, Chordata, Actinopteri, Anabantiformes, Osphronemidae. Gene Ontology annotation, molecular function: protein binding; guanyl-nucleotide exchange factor activity. The coding region runs from base 290 to 4114 and encodes 1274 amino acids. The record is from RefSeq and is a predicted model, not a curated record. Gene Ontology annotation, cellular component: cytosol.
GAGACGGGGGAGGAACAGAGCCGGCAAGGCGGAGAGGAAAGGGGGAGGGUUCGCUCAUCUCGAGCCGCUGGUGCACACGGUGCAGGGGAGAAGUUGUGGGAAAGUAAACAGGAGAAUUCCAAUCUGUGUCCAGCCACUUGCAGCCCUCGCAGGGGACUGUAAAGAUGAGUGGGCUGCACCCGCUGUGUGGUAAAAACUGAGAGUUUAUGGGAGGCUGCCGGGAUUAAAUGGUCACCAGGCAGUGCCUAGAGCUGGUCGGAGGACACACUGCUGAGGAUAAGGAGGAAUUAUGACUACUGUGACGUGUCCGCAACCACUGAAGGAGGAUGAAGAGGAGGAGGAUGAGGAGCAAGGGGAAGAGUUCGUGUUCGAGGACACGUCAGAUGAGGAGAAGCCUCAGGAGGAAAGUCCGGUCUCCGGGUCUUUACAGGUCAACAAACGUGUGGACAGCGACACUUCCCAAACAGACACAGACGAUGCACGAGCUGGAAAACCUUCACCUGCUGGACAGGAGGAAGUAGCUGCGAGUUCCACAACAGAUGUUCCAGUUAGUGACUCACCCAGCUGGGCCUCAGCAGCAGCAGCAGCAGCAGAACCAGGCACCUCAGCCUCGUGUUUGGGAGAGCAACUCCAGCAACGCCUUCUGCUGCCGUCGACUGUGGAGACGCCAUACAAUUUGAGAGACCACAGCAAAGAAACUGUGACGGAAAGCUCAGACUCCGGGGAUAUCUGUGAAGCUGAGUCACAGACUGCAGAGGCUUUGGAAGUAAUCUAUGAUGAUGUUCCAAGCGAGGAUCCCAUCUCACCUGAUGAAGCUCUGAUUUAUGAGGAUGUUCAGAGAGACAGCGCUCCCCCAGACAAUGGCUGGAGCUCCAGUGAGUUUGAGAGCUACGACGAGCAGUCUGAUAAUGAAGCCAAGCUGCCGACAAGGAGUAAGCUCUCUCCUGAAGUGCGUCGGCUGAGGGAACGCUGUGCCAGGACCAAACGUGAACUGGCCAUGAGACUGUCUGGCAAGCACAACUAUGACAUUAAGGUUCAGCAGCUCAUGAAGGCGGCGAGAAGUGGAACGAAGGAUGGGCUUGAAAAGACCAAAAUUGCUGUCAUGCGAAAGGUUUCCUUCCUGCAGAGAAAAGAGCAAUUGGAAGAGGAGGACGAUGCAGGCUACCUGGACGUGGCCGUGUCAGAGAUGAAGCAUCCUCCCCCACAGCUGAGCUCCAUGCCAGAGGGGCUGACCAGUCAUCAGGUUGUCAGACGCCAUAUCCUUGGCUCAAUUAUUCAGAGUGAGCGUAGCUACCUGGAGUCCCUCAGGAGAAUCUUGCAGGAAUACCACAGACCACUGAUGGAGGCUGAUCCACGCAUCCUGAGUCCACGGAAGAUCCGGCCAAUAUUUUAUCGAAUCAGGGAGAUCACACAGUGCCACUCCAUGUUUCAGAUUGCUCUGGCCUCACGUGUGGCAGAGUGGGACAGCAGCGAGAAAAUUGGAGACCUAUUUGUCGCCUCGUUUUCCAAGUCAAUGGUGCUGGAUGUGUACAGUGAUUAUGUGAAUAACUUCACCAAUGCCAUGGCUCUGAUUAAAAAGGCCUGCAUGUCCAAACCAGCUUUCCUGGAGUUCUUAAAGAAGAAACAGGCGUCAAGUGCUGACCGGAUCACCCUGUAUGGCCUGAUGGUUAAGCCCAUUCAACGAUUCCCUCAAUUCAUUUUGCUUCUGCAGGACAUGCUUAAGAACACACCAAGGGGCCACGUGGACCGUUUGCCCCUGCAGCUGGCUCUGACUGAGCUGGAGAUGCUGGCUGAGAAGCUGAAUGAACAAAAAAGAGUAGCUGACCAGAUUGCAGAAACCCAACAACUGGCCCGCAGCGUCAGUGAUCGCCUGCUCAGUAAGCAACUGAACUCGGAGCAGGGGUCACUGAUCCUUUGUGAGACGCUUAUUGAGACUGUGUAUGGUGAGCGGGGACAAGUCCUGAAGUCGAAGGAGAGAAAGGCCUUCCUCUUUGAUGAUGUGCUCAUCUGUGGCAACAUAAAUGUCAAGGGACCUCCAGAUAUCAGCAGCCUGGUCCCUGUCGGUCCAAAGUACACUAUGAAGUGGAGUGCCCCCUUACAGCAAGUGCAAGUUGUAGAGGUGGGGCAAGAGGGUGCGCAAAACAAAGACGCCUUCUUUCAGCAGAGUGGGGCUAAGAGGCCAAGUGUUUCCUGCACUUCAGGUAAAGCGAUUUUGGGCCCUCCACGACUUUACCAGGAGCUGCAGGAGCUGCAACAUGACCUGUCUGUUGUGGAGGAGGUCACGCUCCUGGUGGGGACGAUGCAGGGAACAUAUCAGAACCUGAACACUACUGUGGCCCAGGACUGGUGUCUGGCUCUGCAGAGGCUUAUUCGCAUCAAAGAAGAACAGAUCCAGAGUGCCAACAAAUGUCGCUUACGCCUGCAGGUGCCCGGCAGGCCAGACAAGUCAGGCCGUCCUGUCAGUUUCAUGGUGGUCUUCAACACUCCCAGCCCCCUCAGUAAGAUCUCCUGGGUCAACCGUCUGCACUUGGCCAAGAUUGCACUACGAGAAGAGAAUUCACCAGGCUGGUUGUGUGGGGAGGAUGAAGGGAAGACAGUGGCUGUGUUUAGUUGUCCAUUGCUUUCUUGUCACAUGCCAGUUUUCGCUGUGAGGUCACCAGAGAGAAAGCUUGAAGCUGCCCUUCACAAUCCUGUUCACUGUGCAUUGUUGGGCUUCUCUGCAGCGAGCACCUCUUUACCUCCAGGCUACCUCUGGGUGGCCAGUGGAGGCGACGGAUCCGAGGGACAGAUCGAGAUAUUUUCUCUCAACAGGCCCACUCCGAGGGCUUUAAAGAGCCUGCAGAUGGGCUGUCCUGUUCGAUGCCUGGAAUAUGUCCCAGAACCUUCUCUGACUGAAGACGUGGAGACUGGCGUUCACAAGGCUCCAUCGGGGAUCAGCGCCAAUAUUUGCGUUGGAUUAGAUGAUGGCCGUGUUCUGGUCUACGGCAGCGUGGACACCGCAGCACAAUGCCUGUUGACCCUCCACAACCCAGAGGGCUGCCCUGUCCUGAGCCUCAAGCACUGCUCUCGCUUCCUGUUCGCCGGCCUGCAAAACGGGACCAUGAUGGUGUAUGAAAGGACUAACGAGGAUGAGCUCUGGGACCCGGACUCCUACAGAGCCGUCGCUCUGGGCUCAGAACCAGUGCGGACGAUGCUGGUGUUGGAUGACUCGGUUUGGGCAAGUUGUGGCAACUCUGUCACAGUCGUGGACAUCCCCAGUGUCACCACUCAGAAGUUUGAAGUCCACCCGGAUCCCGUGGUCAGCGUGGUCCACAUGACUUGUGCCGGCGGAGGCGUGUGGAUGGCGUUCUCCCAGGGCUCCUCCAUCCGCCUCUUUCACACGGAAACACUGGAACUUCUUCAGGAGAUCAACAUCUCCUCACGGUCAACGCUGCUGAACACUGGUCAGAAGAGCAUGCAAGUGACGAGUCUCCUGAUUUGUCAGGGGCUGUUGUGGGUCGGCACUGCCCAGGGUUUAAUUAUCACUCUCCCCGUCCCUAAACUGGAGGGCAUCCCCAAAAUAACAGGACGAGGCAUGAUGUCUCUGAACGCCCACUGUGGCCCCGUGGACUUCCUGGUAGCCACCACCAGCACGCUGUCUCCCGAGCUGCUCAAGAGGGAUUCUGUGGGGGACGCUCCGGACCCGUGCGCGGGCGAGGACCGCAGCGACGGCUCCUGUCAGGAGUCCCUGCAGCAGCACGGCUCCGGUCCGGCCGACGGCGCGGGCAGAGGCCGCGGCGUCCUCCUGCAGUACAAGCUGCGCUCCACGGCCGGCCUCCCCGGGCGGCCGCUCACGGCGCUGGGCGACGAGGCCUCCGACUCCUCCCAGGACUCGCUGGAGCACAGCGUGGAGGACGGCUCCAUCUACGAGCUGAGCGACGAGCCAGAAACGUGGGUGAGAGGGCGUCCCUGUAAGAAGGACUCUGGGCACAGAGACAGGGUGAUGUCUGCAGCCAUUAUCUCCGGGGGAAAGGGCUACCGGCGACUGAAGCAAGGAGCUGCAGCAGGAACUAGGACGAGCGAGGACGGGUCAGAGGAUAUUCUCAUGGUUUGGCAGCUCCCACUGACGGUGUGAGCAUGAAAACAUUUGCAGAGUGAUGUGUAUUUAUGGAGGUCUGCCCAGCGCACCCUUGACUCACCUGCUCCAUAAAUUCGAGGGAUUUACCUGCAUGAGGAGGUGUUGCCACUGCUACAAACUGUGACAUGCUGUGAUUUAGUCCAUGGAGGAGGGAGACGAGCCGCUCACCACAGGUACCGCCGACCUGUAGGAUCCGAACCAUCUCUGGACCAUCACCGUCGCCAGUCGCAGACUGGUUCCAUGUGAUUACUUUCAUUUGGACUUUCAUCGUUCGGACCAAGUUCAGAUUGAUAUGGCUCAGUUUAAUCUCAUCACGGCUGCGUGUGGCCUGGCUCCUUCCUCUGCGUGGCUCAUGGAGGAAGGCCUCUGAGAGGCGCCUUUGUUGGGCCUGUCAUGCACUGCGGAGUUGGUGACAGGCCUUGUUUUUGUCUGAUCCCAUCUUUUCGGAGGUGGAGGCUGGAGACUGCUGCCGCAUCACAAAGCACAUUAGCAUCCCUUUAUUAGCUCUGCCAGCUUCCUCUCAUCCCAUACAAUGUGAAUGUAUGAUACCUACUAUUGUGUCAAAAUUGGAUCCGCGAUGUCUUGACAAAGCGAAACCAAAAAUGUUUUGGGUAGUGAGAAACGCGGCGCGUCCCUGAGGUUGUGAUGUCCUCCCCGAGCUCGGUCGCGUUCGGAAAAACACUCUGAAAGGACUGGAAUCAGGCUGUAGUUAUUAGUGAAACGCCAGAGAAACACCCGCCCAAAUAUUGUAAACACCACGUAUGUGUGUUUUAUUAUUCACCACCGUGAGACAGACUGGUUGAUGUUAAUUGAAAAGUCACACACACACAAGCGCUGCAGUUAUUUAAACGCAGCAGCUGUUUCUGAUGGACGCUGGUGCUACUGAACAAAUGGCACCAGUCUGAGUUAUUUGGAACUGGCACUGAUUUCUGUUACCUGUGACGCGAACGAGGCCUCGCGAAUAUUUGCUUUCCUUCAUGCUCCUAUUUAGUAAAUAUUUUGAAUUUAAUGCAGACAUAAAUAUUUUAUAGUCAUGAUGUGAGGAUGCACAUAAACAACGCGUCGUCUCUGGCGCUUUGAGACCUCACGUCUUCAGAUCCGUGGCCGGUCUUUAACCUAAUAGGCUCAUAAAAACAUACUGCGUGAUAUAAACCUGUUGUCAUUAGGCUACGGAUAAAAAUAAUUUCCUUUCUUCCUUCAACUGUGAAGAUGUGAGACUCUAAAACAAGCAGGACGUCUGUGAACAUGGUUCAGUGGUACUGUGAGAAAUGUGAUGUUUUUAUCUAUAACCACAAUUCAGAAUUACAGGAGCGCUGGACUAUUGACAUUUCACAUGUAUCUCUGUCAAAGUCAAGACGAACGUGUCGUGUAUUGGCUCAGAAGGUGGAAACUCCCACUGUGGAUCUUCAGUGGACUGAGCAAUGGCAAAGGUCACGGUGUAUAAUUUUCCGCCACACACGGAUCCCGACUUAUCUUUUCAUCACAGAUGAAGCAGAAAGUUCAUGUUUCGUAUUUCCCCCUCGGAACAUCCAGGUUUAUUCCCCUUUCCUCCGUCUGCUCGCGGCUGAAAUUCCGAGGCAUUUAAACAUCAUGCUGUCAGCGAGAAUCAUUCUUCAAAAUAAAAAAAAUAAAAAAAGAAAAGAAGCCGAUGAUGAAAACUGUCCUCGGAUGCUGUCAUCUAAAUGUAAAUCCCAGUGUCAAGUGAGAAAUGCUCAAUGCUCACAUUUGCUGCUAGAACCACGACACCCUCACGGUCACUAUAGAUGUUCGUUCAACCUUAAACAGAGGAUGAGUGAGUCCCCAGAAGAUAAACAUGAUUCUAUUUCAUAAGCUGAGGAUCAGGUACCGUUCAGGUUUUUACUCACAAAUGAGAUUUAAUUUCAAAGGUGACCUUUGACGGAUGCUCUGAGACUCUUAUGCAGUAAAUAAUACUACUACUACUGUACUGUACCACUAACUACACGUCUUACUGUACUAAAUAAGCCUGCAGUAUAUUCCCUUUUGUAACAGUGCUGAUGUUUAGAAGAAACCGAUCACUCGCCGUUUUCCUGUGGUGUUAAAACUUAAUUCCAUUCCAUAUGAAUGUAAAUUGGCUCUAUCUGCACUGUUGCUGAUGCAACAUAUGCUUCGCGGGCAGAACGCCGAGGCGCUAACGAGCGCGCGCGGCCUUUAAACGAACGGGCCCGUUUGGGCCGCAGCGCCGGGAGCAUCAACCCGUCCGUUAUGAGCAUCCGUCACAGUUGGCGGGCGACUCGCGGGCUCGGCGUCCGCGCGCCGUCCCCGUCGUUGUGUGCACGCAGUUUUCCGGUGCAAUGAGGCAGCGCUGCAGACAUAAUGGGUGCGCUCACCUUUUGUUUUACCACCUACGACCGUCGGCGUGUUUACGGCCUGCGAGUGAGCAAUAAACCACAAUGACUGAAGUAUCACAGGUGUAUGUACUGUAUACAGGACGCACUGUCUGACGCUUGGAGCGAAAUUAAAACCUGUUUAAACGUGA